ACGAUCUGUGUGUCUGGGCAUCCUUUUCGGUGCACUGCAAGAGAAUCUGGUUAAAGACUCAAUCUGGACUUACGGAACUCUCAGCAUCCUGACGACUGAUCCAGGCUCCGUGUCGGUCAGCGGGGCUGCAUCGGGCCUGGUCUCUGCUGGCGGCAGAUCCGCUGCAGCUGAAGCCUUCGAGAUGCCCCGAGCUCUCUGCAGCUGCACAACAACACCGUCACCGAUACCGGCCCAUGGACACAGCUAUGCUUUUCAGACGGAGAGCCAGGAUGUUGCGAUGGCUGGUGUGUGGUCGGUUGGGUCCAAUUUGGAUGUGGAAAGCACUGCUGCUGUUUGUGGUCAUUGCAUUUACAGGCCAGCUGCUGGGGGUCAUCUUCAACAAGAGCAGUGUCCAGCCAGCUGCCCGCUCAGUCUUCUCGUCCCCUGAUGCUCAGGGGCCAUCUUUGGGCUCCUGUCAGCCGCAUACUCACAUCAUGUUCCUCAAGACCCACAAGACGGCAAGCAGCACUGUGCUCAACAUGCUGUAUCGUUUUGGAGAGGAGCAUGACCUCCGCUUCGCCCUGCCACUGGGCUACCAGCUGGGCUACCCACUGCCCUUCAAUGCUCACAGGGUCAAAGGUUACAGAGGUCCCAGAGCCGUAGAGUUCCACAUCAUGGGCAACCACAUGAGAUUUAAUAAGCCAGAGGUGGAGAAGGUGAUGCCUGCAGACACAUUCUACUUUUCUAUCAUCAGGGACCCGGUUGCUUUGGCUGAGUCCUCCUUUGCUUAUUACAAAGAGGUAGCGCCUGCCUUUCGGAAAACCAAAGGCUUAGGUGACUUUGCUGAUGACCCCAAAAAAUACUACGACCCUCGUCUCCGCAACAACCACUAUGCCCGCAACCUGCUGUGGUUUGACUUUGGCAUGGACCAUAAUGCUAAUUUCUCCAUGACGCUGGCUCAGCGUGGCAAGGCCAUGAUUCACCGGGCCUUCAAGCUCAUUCUAGUUUCUGAGUACUUUGACCAGUCCAUGAUUUUGCUCAGACAUGCCCUCUGCUGGCCGCUUGAUGCUGUCGUGUCAUUCAGCCUCAAUGCUCGGCAGCAGAAGCCUGGUGGCAAUGCGGGGAUAAGUGGGAGCUGGGUAGACAAGGCGGUGGCAGCAGCUGGUGUUGGUGGUAGAGGGGGGCGUUCACAAGCCAAGACGCUGCCCAAUCUGUCACUAACGGAGGAACAGCGGGAGAAGCUGCGGCAGUGGAAUGCCUUAGACUGGUACUUAUACAAAGCCUUCAACCGGACCUUCUGGGAGGAAAUCGACAGAUUUGGUCACACUCAGAUGGAGCGAGAGGUGGCUCUUCUCAGGAUGCGGCGGGAAGAUCUGGCCCGGGUUUGUCUCAGGGAUGGCGGGAAGCCUGUGGAAGCACACCGAAUCCGUGACAAAAACAUCCGGCCAUUUCAGAGUGGAUUAGUCAAGAUUCUUGGCUAUGAGCUCCAGCCAGGGUUAGACAAUACCACCAGGACAGCCUGUCUGAGGAUGAUCAGGCCCGAGAUCCAGUACAAAGAUUUGCUGGAUGCUAAACAGUUCCCACGGGCAGUCCAAGCCCAGCCAGGGCAACAAAGCCAGGGCUUGAUGGUAGCAGCUGGUGGCUCUUUUUUAAGACAAGGCUUGUCCAGGACAGGAGAGAGGCUGGUGGGGGGAGGGGCUGGGGGGAGGACAGUGGACGAGGGGGAAAGAGACUGGGACAGAAGCCGUUUAAGGAGCAACCAGACUUUGGCAGGGCAAGAAAAAAGGAGGCUGAGAUAGUCUGUGGUAAGCCUUGUUCCUAAAUACAGUACAUUCGGAAUUCAAACAGAUAAAUUAAUGAAACUGAAAACUGAGCCAAGUGUGGUUUACAUUGGGGUUUCUUUUGCAUUUCCACUUUUUGGUCAUUUGCUUGUUUUCUUAAAAUAUGUCUUUGCUUUUAGGCAGAAACAUCAAACAGGAGUGAGCAGGGGUCGAGUACUUUGUCAUGCUUACAUGUAAUGUGCUAUGAACUAGCUAAAUUAAUUAACUAAAGACAGAGGUGUAGUGUUGUUUUAAGUGCUGGAGGGCACCUAUGACACAUUUGUUAUGGCUUGUUUCGGAGGCCAUGUUUCUACAUGGUAUAUUUACAAACAUUUUUUAACUGUAACUGACCACAUGAUCAAAUGUUGCUGAUCUAAUGAAGUCAGCUAACAUCUAGCACAGUGUUAUUAGGUGAUACCAUGGAUGGGGUAGGUUGGAAUUAGCAUGUCAUUAAGCAAUAUAGGUGAAUGAACAAAGUAUCAGCAUUGUGUUGUGAAUGAUCAAUUUAUUGACUUGUGCUGAGCAAAUAAAGCCACAAGAGUGCAGGCAGGGGUCAGGCUCAUCUAAUAGACGUGGCUGAGCAAGCUUAAAUUUACUUCGGGAAUUGUGCAGGCAGCACAGGCUAGCGAGUGUCAGCUAGCUGUGACUGGAGAAAAAAUAACUGAAUUCACUUUGCCCCUCAAAGGCUACUGGCAGUCACUGGUAUCUUUUAAGGUGGAAUGUGUUCUGUUGUGUUGCUCAGUGGAUGAGUUGAUGUCAUGAAUUAAUCAAUACACCUUAAAUGUCAAUCUGACAACUCGGAUCAUUCCAUUUGUUUUUAGUGAUGAUUGGUUCUUCAAGUACUUCAAAAAUGUAUAUGAAUUUCAUCUGAAUUAUCCGAACUGCGAAUAUUUUAUUUCCUUACUUGGAGAAAACAACUGGAAGAGUGUUGUAUCAGUGUGCUUUCAAUGAUAGAGUCCUGCUGCAGGUUUAACCAUUUCAAACCUGCACAAACAUUUAGAGAAGUUAAUGCUAAAUUUCUUUUCUAAAUUUCCAAAGUGUAAUUUUCUUCUAGACUACUUGUCAAUUCAUUUUGACAUUAUAGCCUUUGGGGCAUAUAAUAUUUGACAGCCAGCAAAGCAAUAAAGAGAAUUUGUUAAAUACUUACUCCUUACUUACUACAGACAUACUACAAGUGAACAUGUCUCAAGAGAGGGAAAGGAUGCAGGAAGGGGGACCAAGACCCAACAUGGAUCUACCUGGAGGUGCACUAUUGAAUGUUGUUGUGAGGCUAUAAAGUAAAUUAGAGUACAACACAUCUCUCAUAUGAUCAGGUGGGACUACUUCAUUCAACUUAUCUAUUGCUGCACUACAAGAAAUAGAAUGAGUGGGAAGGAUGUUGCAUAAUGCACCAGGUAUUGCAUCUCAGGGUUCGCAGUCUUUCAGUAAAACAGAGGGCAAGGACCUCCACAAUUUGGCUGAUUGAGGCUGCAGAUAUGGACUUGACUCAACAGGCUCUAGAGGUACAGUCCUCACAUUAGACUCAUGAACACACAAACAGUAAACUAAUGAGAAAGGAACAAUAGUCUGUUUUCCCUCUGAGCAGUUAUUAAAGAGCAGUGCCAGUGCGAAAACAAAAUGAAACAAACAGUUACUGGCAUUCACCCUACUCCAUCCAUCCAUCCAUCCAUUUUCUUCCGCUUAUCCGGGGCCGGGUUGCGGGCCCAGCAGUCUAAGCAGGGAUGCCCACACGUCGAGAGGAGCCAGCUGAGGUGGCUCAGGCAUCUUUAUCGGAUGCCUGCUGGACGUCCCUUCCUGGGAGGGCAUUCCCGGGCAUGCCCCACCGGGAAGAGGCCCCGGGGAAGACCCAGGACACGCUGGAGGGACUAUGUCGCUCGGCUGGCCUGGGAACGAUUCGGGGUCCCCCCGGAAGAGCUGGAGGAAGUGUCUGGGGAGAGAGAAGUCAUUCACAAUACUAUUCUGAGGAUUAACACUAGGGCUGUCAACAAAUAUUCUAAAUUCCAAUGUAUAUUCAAAUUGUAAAAAAUCAAUAUUUUAAUGAAAUGAAUAUUCAACUGUGGAAAAAAACAGUAGAACACCAUCGUGUGGCAGCUGCACUGAAGACAUACAGUAAUCACAGAACGUUUCAGUUUGUUUGUUGUUUUUUACUGGGAAAAACUCUCCUGUCAUAAUGUCAAGUGAAAAUAAUUUCCAGAGUUAGUUGUGAAAAUAUUCUGGCUCUACACGCUGUUUUCACGCUGAAAUAAUAUACAAGUAGUAUUUUGCAUAAUGUGCAAAAACAGAUAUUUGAAUGGAUUGAACCUAUGAGGUUUUUUAAAGAAAUAUUUGAACUCAAUUUUUGGUCAGUUGUUACAGCCAUAACACUCACACAGUUUUUCCUGACUGCCCUUAGUAUUACAACAAUAGCCUAACAUCAAUGUCUGUGGGAGUAGUCACAUCAUUUGCAAUUUUUGUAAAACAGCAGAAUUUACAGCUUCAAAGUUUUGGGCUUCGUAACUUUGCAGACAUUUUACAUGUACUGAAAAGCUAUAUAAAACACUAAAGGAAAGGGAAAAUCAAAAAGCAUAAUAUGACCCCUUUAAAUACCGCUUAGUAUUACAAAAGAGGAUUUGGACACAUUUUUUUCCGUCCACAAUCUGCUAAAGUAGAUGGAAUGUAUCCAUCUUUGUGACCCUGCAGAGACAUUCCCAUGGAGAUCCAUGUCUUUGUCAUGAUGUGACAUGAUAUUUUAAUACUGAACUUAGAACAAGGAGGUAUUUUGGCACAUUUUAAAGAAACAUUGUCACUACAGUUCUAACACUAACAGCUAACUAACACAUCUAUUCCAAAAGGACAAUAGUGUUGCUCACGAGAUUGCCCAAAAACAAAACACAGCCGGACUGUGGUUAGACCUGACUUUGCAUGCGUGGAGUGCAGAAGCACACGUUAUGGAUUAUAUAGUCAAAUUACCUUUGCAGUUACAGCUUGCUGUAACAAACAACUACAUGGUUGAAAUGAUAGGUAUCACUAUCGUAGACUGGUAAUGCUAUUAGUCCUAAUUUCCCCCCAAAUGAACACCAGUUUUACAAAAAAUGCUUUAUUUAACUUAGAGUAAGAGGCUGAACUCUGUGUCUUCAGAACGCAUUGUUGGGCAUGCCUAUCUCAGCACUGUUGUGUGUGCUAACCACAGCAUGGAGCAUGUGGUGAGAAUAUUUUGUCAUUAAGAUGCUGCUGUAUGAAGAUUCAGAUGGAAUCUAAUAAUUAUUGGUUACUACAUUCAUAAGAACUAUUACUAUUACAUAACAAAACCACAGACAGAGACAUGUAAGUACAAACAGGAUCUCACUUGAUAGUUUUGUGCAUACCGACAGUCCAUAAACACAGAAUUCCUAAAUUUGCACACACACAGAAAUGUGUAUGUGUGUGCUUGCUAACAUUAUCUGACUGUUUUUUUCUUGCUGUUGUCAUUACCGUUGCCAUUGUUUUCCAAAAGUCAAAAACACAUCAAUGGGCCUCACUGUUGGAUCUUUCAUUAUGAUGAACAUGGGUACUGUGGUUAUAUAUAAUAAUAUAUAUAUAAACAGGAAGAACAGCAAAUUCAAACAGGAGUAGGUGUGAAAACAGGGAGGCUUCUUACCGAAAUAUAUAAAAAAAAUAAAAAAAAAUAGGAGAAAUUACUGUCUCUGAUGUUAGCCUGUUUCAAAUGAAGUCUUGUCUCUAGACAACUAUAGAAUUUUCAUUUCUUCUAAAGUUGAAAGUUACUUUUGAUGGAUGUUUUUUAAAUGCCAUUCCCUUAUUUGUAAUGUUUUGGGGUUUUUUUGUUUGUUUGUUUGUUUUUUUUUACAAAUUAAUGUUGCUGCUUUGUAUGAAUGGUAUGAGUAUUACAAUGCUGGCACAUCAGAAUACAACCUGUAAGGGGUUUUAAGAAGGCUCUGAAAAGAGUCCAUGGUUCUCAAAUUAAAGUCAAUUAUACUCUAAACUACAGCAUUUAAAAUCAAGUAAAACCUCAUGUUUGUGUUGAAUGAAAAUGAAAAUCUCAACCAUUCUCCAGCAUCUGGUUGUCAUGUGUGGAAACCAAUGCAAGCACCUUGCUAGCGGUGUGGGGCUGAGAAGAAGGCAAACUGGUCUGUGAACAAAGAGUCAGUGCACUUUAAAGUGAGACAUCUGUUUGCUGUGGCUUUUACUGCUGGCAGUCAAACCAACAAAACAUAGUCUUUCCUGUGAUAGUGUCCAGUGUCAGGAAAGAGCCAUGAUGAGCCUUGUAGUUUUUAAAAAAUAAGGCCUCACAUAGUGUGUUAUUUUUCAAAAUUUACAGAGCUCAUAGUGAAUUAUCCUGCUUACCAGCUGUUUGCCAGACCAUAUUAUUUAGUAUUGUUUAUUCAUAUUACUUUUCACUCUUUAUAGUGCCCAUUUGUGUCAACAUUCAUCUUUGCCAACCUUGGAAAACAUGUUACAAUUUGGAGGUGCUUGGUGUUACUCCAUGGCAGAGUGUUUCGGUUCAGCUGUUUUAUUUCCAAGUGUAUAUAUGCACAGGCUGGCGUGCCUAGACAGGUGUCUUCAGGUGCAGUUAUGGAAUGAAGGUUUGGAGACAGCUUGAAGUGUGUUGAACCUGGGAUUGUGUGUCUCUUUAAAAAAUCCAAUACUGAACAUUUGACUGAUUGAUGCUAAUAGUCCCAAACAAAGAGUUCUUCCACAGAACAGCAAAGUGUAUUCUUCAACCUUUGCAGUGUGAAUGGUGUCACCUUUCAGCAGUCAGCCUUCUGUGGGGAUUGGUUGUACCACAUUGUUUCUGAAUGGCUACCUCGUCUGUUUCCCGUGGUGAAAAGGAGAUUGUUAUUCGGCUUUUACAGACACUGAGUGAAAGGGAUGAUAAAGAUUUAACAAAGAGGAAAGUACUGUAUUUAUUCAUUUUCCUUUCUUCCGGGCAAGUUUUGUCUUAUAUUUAGUUCUGUAAUCUGAAAUGCAACUCUCAGACACUUGGAAUUUGCUGCUGUUUCAUCAUCCACAGUUACGAUCUUUGUAUGCAAAAAAUAUCAUCACAUCACAUUUCAAUUACUAAUAAUAAUAAUGUGAUAAUAAAAUGUGAUAUGGGACAAUUUUACAUAACAUGCUGCUCAGCAGCAAUGUGUUCUGUGCUACAAAUGGUGGCAGGAAGCUACACUACAGAAAUACUAUUGAAUAAAACUGACUUAACAGAAGGGACCUUUCUUGGUGCCUGAAUGUUCUUUAUUCCAACUGAUUGAAGAUUGCCUACCAUCUGGCAAGUUAGUAGAUGAAACAUUCUUCCCUUAACAAUUUUUUAUUAGCUGUUCAUGGAUUGAAAUGUCAAGGUUGCAGGACAUGGUCAAUCACUGUUAACUGGCACAGUUUUUCAGGCUGAUACUGCCAAAAUAUACACCAAUAUACCUGUGAUAAAAUGUCAAUGUAUUGGCCAGGCUGCAAUGCGAGAUAUAGAAUAAAAUGGCUGAUUUACAUGAAAUAUGUGUGUGUAGCUCUGCCUUCCAUCCAGAGCCACCAUCAGGUGAGAACUUCAAUUUUUCAGCCACAUACAUACAAUUGUAAUGGGCACAUUGCCCUGAACUAUUCUGCACAUUCAUUAAAAAUCUUAAUGUUGAGCAGUUCAUAAGCUUUCUUUAGCUCCACCCUCAGUCCAAAAUGUCAACUUUGCAUACAAGAUAUCUCCUCUUAUGCAGAUUGCUCUCGUGCCACCAUCAGGACAAACAUUAUAUAUUUUGCUCCACCACUUGCUCCAUUUGCGGUUGUCACCCCCCCUUAUCUAAUCACCAUUCUAUAUACUGGAUUUAUCAGGGUUUGUUCUCUUUUAAGUUAGGGUAAAGGUAAGAGGGUGUUUAUCACAUCACAUUAUGAUGGAUUUCACUAUUGAUGUUGAUAAGAAAACCUUCAAUCUCCCUCACUCAUCUAUUUGCCCAGUCUGUGUUGAAUUUGGAUGGGCCAUAAUUCAGUGUUAUCGUGUAUUGAUUUCAUAGGGAGUCUGUGAUGCUAUUGUUUUACAAAAUGUAACUGUACACAUUUGGAAUUUCAGCAGAUUGUAAUUAUUGCUCAUUUAUCAUUAUCAGUGUAAUUAAUGAAUGUUUGUAUGUCAGAAUAGUGAGAUAAUUACAGUGUGUCAAUAUCAAGAGAAGAUUGUUUGAUUUCUCAAAAUAAUGGUGAAGAAUAAUCACAAUAUUGGGAAGACCAUUUGAAAUACUAAAAAAUGUUCUUUUAUUAUCUUAAGAACAAAAUGGUCGAUCAAUUGAGACAAAAAUAUGUUCUCUCAAGACAAAAAGAUAAUUAUGUGUUAAUUCCCAGAUAAUGACUGGUAAUCACAACCACAAAAUCAUCUCGUCUUUAUCUCAUACAUGAUCUUUAACUCAUAAGUGAGAGAUAUGAAUCUUGUAAUUAUGAUGUAUUUUUUGAUUAUAAGAUUUUUUUUUUCAUUGGUGAGAACACUGUGGUUCUGUACACGCUGUGUGUACACGUUUUUAAUCCUUACACUCCCAGUUACACAAGCACACUCUCUGCUUAAUUUUCAAGCCUGUCUUCCCACAUACCAUUAAGCUUUGGUUUCAUUCUUCCAGGAGAUAUCUGGAUAAGAAAGGUUUUAAAGAUAGUACUGUGAUUUUAGGUUUGUUUAUAAUAGGCUAUUAAUGGUUUCACACAUGAACACAUUGUAUGUUACAUAGUGUGUAAGACUGUCUGUAUAAAUAAAAGGUACACCUUGUGUCAAACCCUUUUCAAAUCAACUUUUUCAGGCUUUGAGUGGAAUCAUCGUGCACACUUUAUCUGAACUGCUACCAUCUCUGUUCUACAAUUCCCACCCCCUAGGUAGUUACUUACAAGAAGUACUUUAUUGAUCUGAUAUUCUCUUUAGAUGUUCAAGAUUUGACUGAACUGAAAGUGCAAGAGUUCAUUCAGAAAGCAACAGCGUAUUUUGGCUUACUUGAAACUGUGUUUGACGAAAUGUGUAGAUUGCGCUCUUUGUGUGCAUCCAUUGAGUUGUUUUUCUUCUUGUACUGAA
Messenger RNA from Chelmon rostratus (copperband butterflyfish), 8796 nucleotides. It is a transcript of the gene gal3st4, whose product is annotated as galactose-3-O-sulfotransferase 4. Gene Ontology annotation, biological process: glycolipid biosynthetic process. Bases 234 to 1778 code for a protein of 514 amino acids. Gene Ontology annotation, molecular function: galactosylceramide sulfotransferase activity. NCBI's taxonomy places the organism in Eukaryota, Metazoa, Chordata, Actinopteri, Chaetodontiformes, Chaetodontidae. Gene Ontology annotation, cellular component: membrane. The transcript has 4 exons. The record is from RefSeq and is a predicted model, not a curated record.